ACACACACACAGGUUUUUACAUACACGGGGUUUGAAAGCAAGCCACAUAUUUAAACAUUCCACAUGUUUUUAUUAGGCUUUUCUCUCUGUUUUGACCCUGUGCUCACACAAUAUUUAAACAUUGUUCUCCCAAUUCCUGGUAAUCAGGCGAGGUAUGGUCCCUUUGAUGAUCGGGCUCGAAAAGACUUACAAGUUCAAACUGAUGUGCUUUCCGUAUUUAAGAUUUUGAGUUUAUGGUACUUUGUACCAUAAGUUUGUCUCUGAGUUUGUUGAAAGUGAAAUAAUAUGCAAACCCAUUUCUGUAGCGCAAGUUAAAAGUCAAAUGUUUGCUAAUUAAAAAUUCAGAAAGUUAAACAGAAUGUAAGCUGAAUGUAUUAUUGGGUAAUUAGUCUGCAUUAUUAGUUUAUCACUGGGUAAGUGAAAUGUGUUGAGUGUAAAAAUCUGCCAAAUGAAAUGUGUGGCGCUAACCACUGUGGUGACCCCUUGUGGUAAAGGAGAAGCUGAAAAUAGCUUAUAGAUUUUAAAAUUCACAUUUGAAGCCAAGUUAAAGAGUCACAAAUGUUGAGCUAAAAUGAAAAGUAUGCAGUAUUUUCACUUUUUAACUUGUCUGGGCUUCCAUAGAUGAUGCUGUAGUGAAAGAGCAAUGAACGACUGAGCAUGCAGGUGGCGUUUGUGCACCAACUGUGAAGUCCUCACAGGUCCAUACUAGCAACUGAGUUGUAAAGGACUCCCUCUUUGCACCACCGGUGUCACCACUCAGAAAUAAUCUCAGCAUCGGUGCUGGUGUAGGAGUAGUAGAAGUCGAAAGCUGAUGCAGCUUUUGUGAUGUCACUUAUGGUACAGGCUGAUGUAUAGAGGGCAAAGACAUUUCAUCGCUAUGUUAGGAGCUCGGAGAAGUAGAUUCUCCAACUGACUAACUUAAGUUGUCAUGUUGUUUCUUGUUUUGACUUCUAUUUCUGCUCCAGCGCUGAUGCUGCUGAUUUCCUUCUGAGUUGCAACACCUCACUCUGGAGAAGUAUGACUGUCUUCUCUCUAAGUGUGGAGGACGACUCGUCAGCACCGACAGACUCCACCUUCCCAGCGUUCCUCUCCUGUAAGGGAUGUGGUCAGCUUCUGGGAGACACACCUUUGGGGGCAGGCUUAGAUCUUGGUGUAGGACUCGACCUAGGGGCAGAGCUUUAUUGUCUCUCCUGUGAGGAGGGCCUCCAGCAUGGCACCUCCAUCGACUCCUCUCAGUUGGACGGUUCCAACCUGUCCGAUAGAUCCCUCGGCGGCAGCUCCGAAAGGAAGAGGAGAAACGUAGACAAAGCCAGCGGUGUUGCGGACCCCGCCCCUAAACUGUACUCCUGUUCGCUGUGCACCUUUACCUCGCGCUACUCCAACCAUCUCAAACGCCACAUGCGGACCCAUGACGGCCAGAAGCCGUACCGCUGCCCCGUCUGCCCCUACGCCUCAGCCCAGCUCGUCAACCUGCAGCGCCACGCCCGCACACACACCGGGGAGAAACCGUACAGGUGCCACCAGUGCAGCUACGCCUGCAGCUCCCUCGGCAACCUGCGCAGACACCAGCGCAUGCACACGCAGGAGAGACCGCAGAGGAGGGAGAAGGAGAAAAGACGGGGAAGACGGAAAAAGGCAAAUGGUGAUGCUGAAGAAGUCAUGUCAGACCUGACCCUGCGAGUGUCCCAGGACUCUGCUUACCUCCAGACGUUGGGAGGACUCGGCUCCCCCUCCGGCCCCCUUCCAGUCCUCCUCUUCCCGCUCUGCUGCCGGGUGUGCGGCCUCACCCUGGAGGAGUCUGACCUAGAGGGCGACAAGGCAGAGGGAGAGGUGGAAGGCGAUGGAGGACAGGUUUGCCGCCGUUGCUCCAAAGACAACUCAAGGGCUCCCUGCAGCAGGGACGUGUCUCGGGGAUCCCGGCGCGUUCAGCGCAGCAACAAGCUGUACCGCUGCCCUCACUGCCCCUUCCUGUCCCACUACCCCAACCAUCUGGCCCGCCACUCCCACGUCCACUCAGAGGAGAAGCCUCACCGCUGCCCGCACUGCCCCUACACCUCCUCACAUCUCGACAACCUCAAGCGGCACCUGCGUGUGCACACAGGCGAGAAGCCUUACCAGUGCCCGUCGUGCAGCUACGCCUGCGGGAACUUGGCUAACCUGCGACGUCACGAGCGCAUCCACUCGGGCGCCAAGCCGUUCCACUGUUCCAUCUGCGGCUACUCCUGCAACCAGAGCAUGAACCUGAAGAGGCAUAUGCUGCGGCACACGGGCGAGAAGCCGUACGCAUGCGGCGAGUGCGGCUACACCACGGGCCACUGGGACAACUACAAACGCCACCAGAGGAAGCAUGGGCACAACACGGACAGCUGGGACAAACACGCGCCCAUCAACGGCCUCGGCUGGGGGCAAGAUACUCAGGAGAGCCAAAGUCAGGGACAGGAGCACUCUUAGAUACUGUGUGUGUGUGCGUGUGUGUGAGGGAGACAAAAAAUGACUGCAGCGGUUAGUCGAUCGACAAAAAACCCAGUAUCAUUAUUAUAAUAAGUUCAGGGUUUUAGAGUCCACCUUCUCCAGUGUGAGCUUCUGAUUGUUUAUAAAAUCAAAUUUUAAAAAUAUUUAGCCUCUUAUAAAGACACAUGCUUUAUGUAAAAGUUAGGCGUGGCCAUGGUGAUGUCACUUUUGUGAUGCUUAAAGCUGAGCAGUUUGACUUACCAGUUAAGUUGCCUGCUGCAAGCUACUAGAAAUAUUGCAGUUUAAGGCACUUCCACUUUGGCUUUGCUUGGCUGAUCCAGAGGUUAUGUCCAUCUUUUAUAUGCAUUCUGUGGCUGGAUGAAACAAGGUGAAAGUAAAUAAUCGUCUUGAUGGAGCGCAGUCCUGGUGUUUCUGUGGAUCACAGGAUUACUCUGUGUGCCCUGCAGGCCCUCGGAGUAAUUAAAGUGAUCGAGAUGAUAAACACAAAGAUACUUUAAAGAACCACAGAGAGAUGCAAAACCAUUAUUAAAAAGCACAAAAUGAGCAUGACAAGAUGCAAAACAACUGUAUAGAGAACUCCAAAGAGAUACAGAAAUAUCAGUGUGAUCUAUGUCUUUUUGUGACACCAAUAUGAAUAUGAACAUGACAAACUUUCUCAGGGAUCACCCACGCUAAACAUGUUCCCUCCAUGCUUACAGUCAGGAUCAGCAUCAUCACAGUUUUGCUCUUUAGUUAUUUACAGCUGCAAAUUAAAACCACACCAAUGCUGCAUCACCUGCAGACCAAGGCAGCUGAUUCUCACACAUCCAUUUGCUGACUGCUGUUUACUGAGGUGAAAACUCACUUCGUGUGUAGCAAGUUUGCAAUUUCUCGAGGUUUAAAAAAAUGCCAGCAGCUAUUUUUUUUAAAAAUUGUUUUGUUUUGUUGCUCAACUAAUCGCUGCGUCAUUAAUCAGGACAAACGCCGGCAGUGAAACUGGAGCAAAGCCACACUUUAAAAGUGAUUGUAACCCACAAACUACACAACAAUAUUUAACUCCUGCAGGGCAGUGUGAGCAUCAUGCUGGCUUUUUUUCCCCACCACACUGGCGCGACUGUAGGAAGACCCAGACAUGUGUUUGUGAGGACAGCGAAGCCUUUUCUCUUCAGGUAAAAGCCAGUAAAACACCCUCAUUAGUGUUUUUUCUUUUUUUAUUUAAUCGACAUGAGCUCUUGUCUGUAGCAGCCAUUAAUGGUGGCUGUUCCACAGAUUUCCUCUCUGCAUCAAAGACGUCGAGAGAGUCCAGGAACUCGUUUUCACACAUCUUGAAUGUAUUUGUCAGAAGCUCCUUCAAAGAAAGCAAACACAGUCUUGCACCCGGGCCAGUGUGUUAUCACAUCUAUUUAACAGAGCAAGGGAAAUAAGUGUGUGUGUGUGUGUGUGUGUGUGUGUGUGUGUGUGUGUGUGUGUGUGUACACUGGUGAGCUCGGGUUUGAGCUAAACUCAGGUGCCUUUAACAGACUGUAAUGCUGCACUGACUUUAUAAAGGGGCAUUUGUGUGUGUGUGUGUGUGUGUGUGUGUGUUAUACACAUGUAUACAGAGUUUUUAAUCAGUGACGGUGACACCAACAUGUUGCUCUAUUCUCAGAUGAAUGCAGUGAGAGGACGCAGGUCUUAUACCCAUGAACCGAAAGGUUUCAGGGGGAUUUCUCCACAGAUUAUCUUCUUUUUUCUUUUUUUUUCUCAGAGAGGGCGGAGCAACAUCUCACAAGCUUUAAGUGGGCCUAAUAAAGGAGUUGGGAGGGGGAGUGUAAGGAGAUGAGUGUAUGUAUCCUUGACCUUUUUAUUUUUUUUUGUGUGUGUUUGGUUCGCAUCAUUGCUCAGAUUUGGUUUUUCAGAUCUGUGCUGUCAUCUCCCAACACAUCUCCCUGGUUACUCAGACAUAUGUAUCCGUCCCAUCCACCUCCACCCGUCCUCCUCCCACCAAUACAUUGGACCUGAAGAAAAGGUGAUCAGGAGGCUCCAGAAGCUUGUGAUGUUAAAGAAACAGGGGUUAUAUGUUUGGUUGAAGCGUUUGGAAAUGUACUCCGAGUGGCUACCUCGUGCUGUAUCAGAAAGCAUUAAUUAAAAC
This is a messenger RNA of Haplochromis burtoni (Burton's mouthbrooder), 4582 nucleotides long. Its product is annotated as zinc finger protein 513. The coding region runs from base 1018 to 2451 and encodes 477 amino acids. The transcript is spliced from 5 exons. Gene Ontology annotation, biological process: regulation of transcription by RNA polymerase II. The record is from RefSeq and is a predicted model, not a curated record. Lineage: Eukaryota; Metazoa; Chordata; Actinopteri; Cichliformes; Cichlidae. Gene Ontology annotation, molecular function: RNA polymerase II cis-regulatory region sequence-specific DNA binding; DNA-binding transcription factor activity.